Molecule: messenger RNA, 462 nt
Organism: Dovyalis caffra
Lineage: Eukaryota; Viridiplantae; Streptophyta; Magnoliopsida; Malpighiales; Salicaceae
Source: the annotation of a GenBank genome assembly
AUGGAACAAAUGGACAUGCUCCCAUAUGGCAGGAGCCAAACGAUGUUGUUGAGUGCAACCUUUCCUAAAGAAAUACAGAGACUUGCAUCUAAUAUUCUUUCAGAUUACAUAUUUUUAGCUGUCGAAAGGGUCGGUUGGAGUACUGAUUUAAUUGUUCAAAGAGUUGAAUAUGUUUCUGAGAGUGACAAGAGAAGUCAUCUCGUGGACCUUCUCAUGCUCAGAGAGAAACUGAAGUUAAUGAAUGGUAAGCAUUCUUUCACCUUAGUUUUUGUAGAGACAAAGAAGGGAGCUGACUAUGAAUGUUGGUUGUAUGUCAAUGGAUUUCUAGCUACAUCAAUUCAAGAAGAUGGACAAGAAAGAGAAAUGACACUUAGAUCAUUCAAGAGUGGGAAGACGCCAAUUCUGGUAGUGACAGACGUGGCAGCAAAGGGUCUCACCAUACCGCAUGUGGCCAAGUGGUGA